Messenger RNA from Clarias gariepinus (North African catfish), 8677 nucleotides. RefSeq names its product protein unc-13 homolog C-like. Gene Ontology annotation, biological process: neuromuscular junction development; presynaptic dense core vesicle exocytosis; synaptic vesicle priming. Gene Ontology annotation, cellular component: presynaptic active zone cytoplasmic component; plasma membrane; synaptic vesicle membrane. The coding region runs from base 363 to 7253 and encodes 2296 amino acids. The transcript is spliced from 33 exons. Gene Ontology annotation, molecular function: syntaxin-1 binding; phospholipid binding; diacylglycerol binding. The record is from RefSeq and is a predicted model, not a curated record. NCBI's taxonomy places the organism in Eukaryota, Metazoa, Chordata, Actinopteri, Siluriformes, Clariidae.
UACUGAGGAUGCUCCGCUAACCGUCAUCUUCGUGGCUUAGCGUAAUAACCUGCAGCGCCUCCUGCUUGCUAGCUUAAAAAAAAAAAAAAACAUUAACAUUGCUGGAUUUAUCACACUUUUCCCAGGAACACAUCAGACACGUAAAGCUAUCUGUGAAGAAGACACUUGGAUUUUUCCUACUCUAAGGAUAUAUUCUUGCUUGGGAGGACAGCUUCUAAGGGCAUAUUUCUCUUUUCUCUUUUUUUCUUAUCCCUCAGGGUUGGCUUAAAAAUCGUGGGUUUGGUCUGUUGAUCUCCACUGGAAUUACCCCCAGUUCGACAUUGCUGUAUUUGGAAUGCAAACACGCUAACCUGUUGCCCUCCAUGGUUUCUGCCCAUGUAAAAAAGCUAUCAUCUUACAUUUUUAAGAUUUGCAAAGGAAUGUUUACAAAGAAACUGGCAAAUACCACAAAAAAGAAAGAGAAUACAGAAAACAAAAAAGACCCUAAGAUAUCCCCUGAACUGCAUGCUCGAAAUCAGACAUUUUCCACCACAUUGAAAAGCACAGUUAAAAAAAUAUCUAAAUGUUCUUCUGCACGCAACCUGUCUACUGAGGAAGACGACAGCAGGAAGGAUUGCUCUUCCCUUUCUCCCACAUUCAGUUACCGUGUAGCAAUUGCUAACGGACUGCAAAAGAAUGCUCUCCUACUGAACAAUAAUGAAUUUCAUGAAGUAUUAUCCAUCGAUAGUAGUUAUACUGACUCUUUAAACGAGGCCAAGCUUGUCCAUAGAUUCGAUGAACAAAAAGCUUACACAAUGCCAGUAAGAAGGAACAGAAAGAGCAUGAUUAGUUUGGCACCUUCUGACGGCAGCUCAGAAGGGGAACGUGGAGAGCGAAGCAGUCUCCACACGCUCCGACUAGGUGCUCUGAAAAAGCUUCGGAAAUGGAAGAAGAGUCAAGAAUGUGUUUCUUCAGAUUCCUCAGAGGCUAGCACCUGGAGAAAGACACUUGGCAUAAGGAGCAAGUCUCUGGAUCGGGCUGGAAGGCAGCAGAAAUCAACCACACUGGAACCGGGAUCCAGCUCCACAGGCUGCAUUAGCCAGACCCAAGAUGUCAUGGAAAUGAUCUUCAAAGAGCUUCAGGGAAUCAGCCAGAUUGAAUCAGAGCUCUCAGAGCUUCGAGGGCAUGUUAAUGCUUUAAAAAGCUCUAUUGAUGAGAUCUCAAGCAGUGUGGAGGUGGUGCAGAGUGAAAUUGAGCAGCUUCGCUCGGGAUUUGUGCAAUCCAGAAGAGAGACACGAGACAUCCAUGACUACAUCAGACAGUUAAGCCAACAAAGCAACAAAGCUACUUUGAGAUUCCUGAAUGUGCCUGAGGAAAAAUUUGAAAGAACCGAUGAACUCAUUUAUCAUAUUUUAAAGGAGAAAAUGGGUUUUGUUGAAGCACACAAGACACUUAAAAUUGAACUUGCCCAUCGAUUGGGGCAACAAAGAGAAUGUUUAAGUGCUAAACCUCGUCCAAUUAUAGUUAUUUUUUCAAAUCCUCAAGACAGGGAUUUAGUUUUGAAAAAGUGUUAUAAGCUCAAAGGCACUGGAAUAUCAAUCUCAACUGAUAGCCUUGCACAAGAAUCUAAAGAUAGAAAAGAACGGGGGAUGACCUCUUCUCAGACCUAUGAAAGCAUGGACAUGAAAGUAUCAAGUGCCAAAGACAAGGCAGAAAGUGAUGACUGGGACUCGAUGGACAGUGAUAAAGAACUAGAUGAGUUGAGCAAAAACAAAUAUGCAAUUGUGCCCAAACCACCUCAAAAAACUAAAUCUGACAAAAAAAAGUCUCACGACCACAGGCAGUCUACAGAUGAAACCACGUACUCUGUACAUUAUGCUGAUGAUGCUGUUUACGAUGACAAGCAAAACAAAUCUUACUAUUCUGACAUGACCCCAGGCUGGCUCUCCCAGAGUGAUUACUCCACUCCUAAGCUCAGUCGCUCUGAAUCUGACUGCUCCAAACUGUGCCCAUCUUACUCAGAGGAUUUCUCUGAAAGUCAGUACUUUAGCAGAGUUAAUGGAUGCUCCCUGCUCUCUUCAUCAGACCAGGAGCUCUGGCAGCGUAAACAGGAAGACAUGGCUUCUUCUUGGUAUGCAAGUCCACCCAGUCAAACACUCAGUCAGGAAAACCCACCCUAUGUGGAGCACAAUGAAGUUGAGACCACUGAGACCAUUGACAGUGGUGUCAGUAAUGGUCUGGUGUGUAUAUCAGGGGACAGAAGUCAUUAUAGUGGGUCCCAACUUUCUCUGCAAGGUGACCUUUCACCUUGGAAAGACUGGCAUCACCUUGAACAAGGAGCAGACUCAGGCUUGGAUGCCUCAACUGAACAAAAUUUAGUCUCAGAAAUCAGUAGCCCAUUUGACCCUGCUGCUAAUCCUGGUUUCCCUGAAAAAAUUACAAAAUGCCUUGAGGUUGAUUUGCAAUUUGAAGGUGAAACCUUUUUCACAUUAGACAGUACACCUGAGACAACACAAGAACCAGACAUUGAGCCUGAGUUAGAACAUGAGCCGGAACCUGAACAAGAACCUGAGCCAGAACCUGAGAUAGAAGUUGUAAUACAACCAAUGCAAGUACAAAAACCUGUACCAGAGGCAAAACCAGAAAAGAAGCCUAAGACAAAGCCGAAAACAAAAUCCAAACCAGAGUCUGCCCCGCAGACCCUGCAACGUCAAGAGAGCAAGGGGAACCAAAUACAGCAAAACCAAAAGUCUUCCAGUAUGUACCGCAGCCAGAGUGAGAUCAGGGCUGAAAAGGUUGAAGAGGUCCCCAAAUCAUGGAGCAGCAGACUGAGUAUAGACUUAUCUGAAAAGACCUUCAGUUUUGGAGGCUUUGGCUCCACCCUACAGAGGGCAAAAUCAGCUCUGGAAGUUGUUUGGAAUAAAGGUUCUCAAAACUCCAGUGCCCCUGCUGAAGAGCCUAGUACUAUUCCUUUUAUAGGACGCUUCAGGACUAUGUCUCAGUCAACUGCCAAUGAUUCCAGUACCACUAUUGACUCUGAUGUGUACAAUGAGCCCUUAUACUACAAAGCUGAUGAAGAAGAACCAACCACAGAGCAACCUGUGGACAACGAGACACAUUAUGUUGAAGUGAUGGAGCAGGUGCUAGCCAACCUCGAGAACAGAACAAAUGCUAAUGAAGCAGAGGAGGAGGAGGAGGAGGAGGAACAAGAAGAUGAGUAUGAAGUCUCACAAAAAUAUGACAUUUUGCAAGAAGGGAACCCAGUUUUGGAAUAUGACUGCAGCCUAGAUGAGCAAUAUGAUGAAGAAUACAGUGAGGACUACGAUGAAAACCAGAUGACGGAAGACAGGGAGGAGUACGAGUCCAUGAUUGAAUACAUAGAAGACACAGAGGAAGCAGCUGAUGAACAAGAGGAGGAAGAGGAAGUGGAAGUUGAGACAGAGUUGAAAGACAUUGCACAGGCACAAGCAGCAGAGGAAGACAAGCAAAAUUUGACUCAGGAGGAUGAAAGCAAAAAUGUCACAGAGCCCCCAGCACCAGUGGAAGAGCCAGCACCCAAGAAAAGGAUUCGACCAACGUUUAAAGAAGCUGCUUUGAGGGCAUAUAGGAAGCAAAUGGCUGAGCUUGAGCAGCAGAUUCUGGCUGGAGACAGCGCAGCUUUGGAAACACAGGGCCUAGAUCCUGCUAAGCUUGGUCUAAACACAGGAGGAGCUGGCAGUAUUCUUUAUGGCAUUGACAGUAUGCCAGAUUUACGCCGUAAGAGGACCAUGCCCAUCGUCCGCGACCUGGCUUUGACCUUGGCUGCUCGAAAGGCAGGCAUCUCGUUUGCGCUUGUGACCAGAUCCACCCUGAACAACGAGGACCUGAAGCUGCAGGUGCUGAGAAAGACUCUGCAGGCACUGAUCUAUCCCAUAUCAUCCACCACACCGCAUCAUUUCGAGGUGUGGACGGCGACGGCUCCCACCUACUGCCCCGAGUGCGAGGGUUUGCUGUGGGGCAUUGCGCGUCAGGGCAUGCGCUGCACUGAAUGUGGCGUCAAGUGUCAUGAGAAGUGUCAGGACCUGCUGAACGCCGACUGCCUGCAACGUGCAGUGGAGAAAAGUUCCAAACAUGGCGCUGAGGAUAAGACCCAGAACAUCAUCAUGGCCAUGAAGGAAAGGAUGAAGAUUCGAGAGAAGAACCGGCCCGAAGUUUUUGAUCUCAUCCAGGACAUGUUCCAGCUUUCCAAAGAAGACUUCAGCACUUAUUUAAAGAGUGCCAAACAAGCUGUGCUUGAGGGGAUGUCCAAAUGGUCAGCCAAGAUCGCCAUCACUGUCAUGUGUGCUCAGGGUCUGCAGGCAAAGGAUAAGACAGGCUCUAGUGACCCGUACGUCACCGUGCAAGUGGGCAAAACCAAGCGACGGACCAAGACCAUCUUCGGCAACCUGAACCCUGUGUGGGAUGAAAAGUUCCUCUUCGAGUGCCACAAUGCUACAGAUCGUAUAAAAGUGCGAGUUUGGGACGAAGACGACGACAUCAAAUCUCGUGUCAAGCAGCAUUUUAAGAAGGAGUCUGACGACUUCCUGGGACAAACCAUCAUCGAAGUGCGCAUGCUGAGUGGAGAGAUGGACGUGUGGUACAACCUCGAGAAAAGAACGGAUAAGUCGAUGGUGUCGGGUGCAAUCAGGCUGAAGAUCAGUGUGGAGAUGAAGGGUGAGGAGAAAGUGGCUCCUCCACAUGGGCAGUACACCUGUUUACACGAGAAUCUCUUCCACUACCUGACAGAGGUGAAGAACAACGGAGCCGUGAAGAUUCCUGUGGUCAAAGGUGAUGAGGCGUGGAAGGUUUACUUUGAUGACGUGUCUCAGGAGAUCGUGGACGAGUUCGCCAUGCGCUUUGGAGUUGAGUCCAUUUACCAGGCCAUGACUCAUUUCUCCUGCCUGUCGUCGAAGUACAUGUGUCCUGGAGUGCCAGCUGUGAUGAGUAACCUCCUGGCGAACAUCAACGCCUACUUUGCUCACACCACCACCACCAGCACCAACAUCUCCGCCUCAGACCGGUUCGCUGCUUCUAACUUUGGGAGGGAGAAAUUUGUAAAACUCUUGGAUCAGUUACACAACUCUCUGAGGAUUGAUCUCUCCAAAUACCGGGAUAAUUUCCCUGCUGGAAACCCAGAGCGGCUGCAGGACCUGAAGUCCACAGUGGACCUACUGACCAGCAUCACCUUCUUCAGGAUGAAGGUGCAGGAGCUGCAGAGUCCCCCGAGAGCCAGCAUGGUGGUGAAGGACUGUGUGAGGGCGUGUCUCGACUCCACCUACAAAUACAUCUUCGACAACUGCCAUGAGCUCUACAACCAGCUGCUCGACCAGACAAAGAAGCAGGACCUGCCCCGUGAGGAACAAGGGCCGUCCAUAAAGAACCUGGAGUUCUGGCCAAAACUCAUCACGCUGAUGGUAUCUGUGAUCGAUGAGGACAGGAUGGCAUAUACACCCGUCUUUAACCAAUUCCCGCAAGAGCUGAACAUGGGCAAGAUCAGCGCCGAGAUCAUGUGGAACCUGUUCGCUAUGGACAUGAAGUACGCCAUGGACGAGCACGAGAAACAUCGGCUAUGCAAGAGCACCGAGUACAUGAAUCUGCACUUCAAAGUCAAAUGGUUCUACAACGAGUACGUGCGGGAUCUCCCGGCCUUCAAGGGGACGCCUCCGGAAUAUUCUCUGUGGUUCGAGCCCUUCGUUAUUCAGUGGCUGGAUGAGAACGAAGACGUGGCCAUGGAUUUCCUCAACGGCGCCCUGGAGAGAGACAAGAAAGAUGGGUUCCAGCAGACGUCUGAGCAUGCUCUGUUCUCCUGCUCCGUGGUGGACGUGUUUACACAGCUUAAUCAGAGCUUCGAGAUCAUCAAGAAGCUCGAGUGUCCGAACCCUCAAGCCCUCGCUCACUUCAUGCGCAGAUUUGCUAAAACGAUCAAUAAGGUGCUCCUGGAGUACGCCGCCAUCAUCACGAAAGACUUCACCAACCAUCUGAACAAAGAGAAAGUGCCGUGCAUCCUCUUGAACAACAUCCAGCAGCUUCGGGUUCAGCUGGAGAAGAUGUUCGAGUCGAUGGGUGGGAAGCAGCUGGACGCCGAGGCGAGUGAUCUGCUGAAGGAGCUCCAGAAUAAACUCAACACGGUUCUGGAUGAGCUAAGCGCAGUCUUCGGCUCCAGCUUUAAGCCGGUGAUUGAGGACUGUGUGAAACAGAUGAACCAGGAGCUGGUCCAGAUGAAGGGCAACGCCGCGAACAAGAGCAACGCCGCCAUGGACGCGGAGACUGUCCUCCGUCCCCUCAUGGACCUGCUGGAUAAAAAUCUCAUCCUCUUCGCUAAGAUCUGUGAGAAGACGGUGCUGAAGCGUGUGCUGAAGGAGCUGUGGAAAAUCGUCCUGAACACCAUCGAGAGGCAGAUCGUCCUCCCGCCACUGUCUGACCAAACACAAGGAGCUCAGAUGAUCUUCAGUGCAGCCAAGGACCUGGGCCAGCUCUCCAAGCUGAAGGAGCAUGUGAUCCGUGAGGAGGCCCGCAGCCUGACUUCUCGCCAGUGUGCAGCCAUGGACCUCGUGCUUCCCACCAUCAAGCAAUAUUUCCAUGCUGGAGGGAACGGCUUGAAAAAAACCUUCCUGGAGAAAAGUCCUGACUUGAAGUCUCUGAAAUAUGCGCUUAGCCUUUACACCCAACCCACAGAUGCCUUGAUCAAAAAAUUUAUAUGCACCCAGAUGUCUCAAGGUCAGUCAUCAUCCAGCUCAGUGGGAGAAAUAGUACUGCAUGUUGAUCUCAUCUCUCACCCCGGCACCGGAGAACAUAAAGUCAAUGUAAAGGUGGUUGGUGUAAACAACAUGAACUGGCAGACGACCACCAUGUUCCGACCGUUUGUCGAGAUCAACGCCGUCGGGCCGAGCCUCGCCGACAAGAAACGCAAAUACAGCACCAAGACCAAGAACAACAACUGGUCGCCGAAAUACAACGAAACAUUCCAGUAUAUUCUGAGCAGCGAUCACGGGCCGGAGGCGUACGAGCUGCACGUGUCACUGAAGGACUACUGCUUUGCUCGUGAGGACCGCAUCAUCGGCGUCACCGUGCUGCAGCUCCGAGACCUGACCGACAAAGUUAGCUUGAACGCGGCGUAUCCUCUCGUCCGCUGCAUCAACAUGGACGAUACGGGCCUCACCAUCACGAGGAUCCUCUCGCAACGGACCAACGACGAGGUGGCCAAAGAAUUCGUACGGCUGAAAUCAGAAACCCGCUCGGCCGAAGAAGCGUCAUGAAGAAUGUAGUGUGGAAAAAAAAUUACUCUGUAAAAAGCAAAAAAUUAUAAUAAUAAUAAUAAUACAGAAAUUAAAAAAUAAAUAAAUAAAGGAGGGGGAUAAGCAAAUGAGGCAGGAUGUCGCGACAGCGCAAGAGAGUUGUGUUGUUCGUUUCUGUGCAUGUGUGUAAAACAUCUGUUGGAAUGUUCAUUUGAAAAAAAAACUAAAAGCGUAUGUACUACAAGUGUUUACCUGCUGUAUGCUCACUAUCAAAUAAUAUAUUCUACGUUAACGAGACAUUGAAUACGUCUUUUUGUAUGACGACUAGUCUUUUUUGAACAGAUAUUUGUUCAGAUAAAGUGCCAAACCCUAUGAGGAAAAAAAAAAAACAAUUAUCAAAAAAAAAAUCAUAACGGUUAUUGGUAAUGUUAGUGAUGUUUUGAAUUUGCUUGAUUAUUUUGUGUGUGUGUGUAUGUAUGGGGAUCAUAAUCUCUUUAAUUGUGUAGCAUUUUGUCAUUUUUUUUCCAUUUGUCUUUCACGUUCACGCUUCUUUUUUUAAUCCCUCGACCCGUCCGACUCUUUUUUAAACAGCAUUUUUUUAAAAAAACGGCGAGGACUGCUAUCUAAUUCUUCGUAGGCGUUUGUAAUUUUAUAGCCACUGACAAGAGCGAGGGCCGCCUUCAGUGCUGAGCAGAAACAGGCCGCAUGGGCUUUUGCUCCGUGUUUCAUUAUUAUUUGUUUAUUUCCAGGCGUUUGGACUGUUUUAUUUAAGUUACGUUUGGCUUCCAGCCUUUCAGAAUGAUCACUGUGAACAUGCGCUUUGAAAGGCAAUCCCGAGCUUUUACAUCAACCGCUCUGAUAUCGCUACACACACUCUCUCUCUCGCUCUCACCCACACAUUUAAUUUCUUAAAAUAACUGCCAAAGUUAUAUAAAAAAAAUAUAUUUGUACGAAAGCAAUCCAUUACCUGUAUAAAGAUAAUUAUAUGCUACAUGCAUCAUGCUAUGUUAUUAUUUAUUUAUUUAUUUAUUUAGCAAUGCUAUGUCUGAUUGUUGAUGAGUCGAUUCUGAAAUGCAGAUUUUGGGAUUAUUUCCGUAAAGAUUUUCAUGUUCUCUGACGUGAACGUUGUAUUGAAUGUGGGUUUACAUGCGCGUUGUCUCAAUCUGUCACUCUGGUUUAUUUUUCUUUACAGAGGAAAUAAUUUAAUAUUUGGUAAUUAUGCAACAUUCCUAUGUAUUGCACUGAUGGCGAACUGUAUGUCAUGUAAAUAUAUUUAGUGAGAAGUUGUAACGCUUGUCCAUUUGGUUCGUUUUUUUUUUUUUGUUGUUGUUUUGUUUAGUUUUGUUUGUUUUUCAUCCAGCAAAUGCAUGUAAUGUAACCUUUAUAAAUCAGGAUGUUUAUUUGAAGCUACAUGAGAGAUGACGGCCAUUAAAGUGCUAUAAGAU